AUGAGCGUUUUGCGACCGCGACCAGUCAUCACUUGGCAGAAAGCUCAGAAAAUUUGGCGCAGCUGGGAAAUUUGGCAGCAGCCUGAUAGUAUCGUUCACCGGCUGCCCGAAUUUUACAAGCGCCAUUACUGGGACACGGUUCUUCGAGAUCCGGAGCCUGUUCACUACAGGCGACCGGAAAAACGGUACACCUUUGACCCUAAGCGAAAGAUUCGGAUUGAACACGAAGAUAACCCAAUAGUACCUAUUUAUCCUCCAGAAGCCGACUAUGGUCUAUGGGGUGGUGAAGGCGUACUGAAGGGUUAUCGACUGGGCGGACUGCCCCCUAGGCCAAAGCGUUUUCUUCCUCGUCGUUGGGUGCCUCAUUUGUGGUUUCCUAGCCUCCGAAAGGAGCUAUUGUACAGCGAAAUUUUGGAUCGAUAUAUGCUAAUCAUGGUCACUAUGCGAACACUUAGACUUAUCGACGAGAACCAGGGUUUUGACUACUACAUACUACGAACUCACGUUGUUGAUCUGCACUCAAAACUGGGCUGCAAGUUAAAGCGUGAAAUGUUGCUUUGUUUGGCCCGUAAAGAUUUCAGCUCCCCGGAACGAUGUCAGGAAAUGUUAGAGAAGUACAGCGAAUUCGUAAUUCCGGAGAAAGAAGCCGAGUGGAUCAGUCUCGACCUAAACGAGGCAUGUCGAAAGUUGCAGGACGAGGAAGAAGAGCGAUACAAACCGAUCCCUUUGAAGGAAAUAUACGAAAAAGAACUGGUUGAGUCUCUACGGUCGUCUCGUAGCACCGAGGGCGGAAUUGGAGCCAGUCUGAAACGGUUUGUAACGGGAAAAUAG
Soboliphyme baturini is the source of this 831-nucleotide messenger RNA. The record is from the annotation of a GenBank genome assembly. NCBI's taxonomy places the organism in Eukaryota, Metazoa, Nematoda, Enoplea, Dioctophymatida, Soboliphymatidae.